GAAUCACAGCAACGCAACUCAAGAGAAAAUUCUGCGCUUCGCUUUACUGUAGUAUGGCAUCAAGGAGAAUGGAGACCAAACCAGUAAUAACCUGCCUGAAAACGCUCCUGAUCGUCUAUUCCUUCGUGUUUUGGAUCACGGGGGCAGUCCUGCUGGCGGUGGGGUUAUGGGGGAAGUUCAUGCUGGGUCCGUACAUCUCCCUGAUCGCGGAGAACUCCACCAACGCGCCGUACGUGCUCAUCGGCACGGGGACCACCAUCAUCGUCUUCGGCCUGUUCGGAUGCUUCGCCACCUGCCGCGGGAGCCCAUGGAUGCUCAAGCUGUAUGCCAUGUUCCUGUCCCUGGUGUUCCUGGCUGAGUUGGUGGCGGGCAUCUCUGGCUUUGUGUUCCGCCACGAGAUCAAGGGAACGUUCCUGAGGACGUACAAUGAGGCCGUGCAGGACUACGACGCCAAGGACGAGAAGAGCCUCGCAGUGGACCAUGUGCAGCGCAGCCUGCGCUGCUGUGGAGUGCUGAACUACACCAGCUGGUUCAGCAGUGUGUACUACCCCGCCAACGGCCUGCCCGCCAGCUGCUGCAUCAGCACCUCCGACUGCAGCUCCUCCGACCUGCGCAACGCCACCAUAGCCCCCAGCAAGGUGCACCAGCAGGGUUGCUAUGAGCUGGUGACCUCCUUCAUUGAGACCAACAUGGGCAUUAUUGCUGGGGUCACCUUUGGCAUCGCUUUCUCCCAGCUGAUCGGCAUGCUGCUGGCCUGCUGUCUGUCCCGGUUUAUCACCGCCAAUCAGUACGAGAUGGUGUAGCAACACAGGAGCACAGGAUGACGGCAAGAGGGCAUACGUCACCUUGGACUUCUGGGACAGGACACACACCUGAAACUCUAGCACACACACACACACACACACACACACACACACACACACACCAUUCUCAUGGCCUCUCUCCUGUGUGUCCUGCCCUCCACCACUCCAUCUCUCUCUCUCUCUCUCUCUCUCGUUUUCAUCCUUUUCUUCUCUCCUCCUUUCUUUUCCCCUCUGUCUCUCUCUUUGUGUAGUGCAUCAUUCCUUACAGUGCAGUUGUGGCAUGAUGGGGAUUUAAAUCAAAUGGAUUUCCUGUCACAUGACCUUAACACA
Sardina pilchardus (European sardine) is the source of this 1133-nucleotide messenger RNA. RefSeq names its product tetraspanin 7b (gene tspan7). Lineage: Eukaryota; Metazoa; Chordata; Actinopteri; Clupeiformes; Clupeidae. The record is from RefSeq and is a predicted model, not a curated record. The transcript is spliced from 8 exons. The coding region runs from base 54 to 803 and encodes 249 amino acids. Gene Ontology annotation, cellular component: plasma membrane.